AUGUCUAAAGAAGAGUUACCCGGGAGGGGGACGGACGACAUCACAAGUGUGUCGCUACGACAAUCCAGUCCGACAGCUUACUGGCCGUCAAGGCCGCACCAAACCGCCUUUUUUAUCCACCCACCACACGGCCCCCCGUUCUGUUCCCUCCCGGUCCCAAAUUGGUCGUUGUUUAAUCUGACGGGGCCGAGGUUCAGGAUAACCCACCCGAGGGAACUUAUCAGAUCCGAACACAUGCACCUCAUCUUGACGAGUCGUCUGAUGGUGAUUGAUGUUGUCUGCAUGGCUGGGAGCACUACGCGGCCUGCUGGCGUGAGGGGGAAGAAGAGUAGGGAGGGCGAGGUUAAAUGGCAAAAAACGACGCUUCCGCACGACGGGCGAGACACCCAAGACUCGUGA
Molecule: messenger RNA, 399 nt
Organism: Verruconis gallopava
Lineage: Eukaryota; Fungi; Ascomycota; Dothideomycetes; Venturiales; Sympoventuriaceae
Exons: 1
Coding region: 1-399 (132 amino acids)
Source: RefSeq, a predicted model, not a curated record